Messenger RNA from Tripterygium wilfordii, 2106 nucleotides. Its product is annotated as disease resistance protein UNI-like. The record is from RefSeq and is a predicted model, not a curated record. NCBI's taxonomy places the organism in Eukaryota, Viridiplantae, Streptophyta, Magnoliopsida, Celastrales, Celastraceae. The transcript has a single exon. Bases 1 to 2106 code for a protein of 701 amino acids. Gene Ontology annotation, molecular function: ADP binding; ATP hydrolysis activity.
AUGGAGGCUAGAAAGUUUUUGGAAGAUAAUGUGAAAGUAAACAAGAGAUGUUUUAGAGGUUUGUUUCCCGAUCUGAAAACACGUUACAAGCUAAGCAGAGAAGCAGUGAGUAAAAGUGAGAUGAUGAAAAGGCUAUGUGAAGAGGAAGCAUCAUUUGAUAUUAAUGUUUCUCUACCUGCGCCUCCUCUGGGGAUAGAUUCCACGACCUCCAAAGAUUUUGUACUUUUUCAAACAACGGAAUUAGCUAUGCAAGAGGUCAUGGCCGCAUUGAGAGACAAUUCUACUAAUUUUGUGGGGAUACAUGGAAUGGGUGGAGUGGGAAAGACGACUUUAGUGAAAGAAAUUGCUAGAAAAUGCAAAGAAGAGAAGCUUUUCGACAAUGUGGCAAUGGCUGUAGUGUCACAAACUGUUGUUGUCGAAAGUAUUCAGAACCAGAUAGCAGAGUUCUUGGGUUUAAAACUAGACCAAACAAGUCAGACGAUUAGAGCGAAUCGGUUAUGUGAUCGACUAAAAAACGAGAAUAAGAUCCUUGUUAUAUUGGAUGAUGUUUGGGCCAACAUUGAUCUUGCAACUAUCGGAAUUCCUUUAGAAGAAGAUCAUAAGGGUUGUAAAGUUGUCAUCACCACAAGGCGUAGACAAGUGUGCACUGUUAUGGGCAGGAGUAUCCAGGGUACAAGAAUUGUAAGUCUUGAUGUCUUAACUAAACAAGAAUCUUGGGACUUAUUUAAGUUGCAAGUUGGUGACAUUAUUGAGUCUCCCACGGUGAGAAUUGUGGCAGAGAAACUUGCUAAAGAGUGUGGAGGUUUGCCUAUCGCUCUUGUGACAGUAGGAAAGGCUAUGAGAGACAAAGAUAUAGAAGAAUGGAAAACGGCUGCUCUAGAUCUCGAGAAAUCGAGGCCGACAAAUAUUGAAGACAUGGAUAAAAAUGUGUUCAAGUGCAUCAAAUUCAGCUAUGAUUAUUUGGGAGAUGAUGAGGCCAAGGCUUGCUUCUUGCUUUGUUGUUUAUUCCCAGAGGAUUAUGACAUUGAAAUAGAGAGGUUGGUUAGAUAUGGGGUGGGGUUGAAUACAUUUAAGGGAGUCGACACAAUUCAAGAAGCGAGAAGACGAGCACAUUCAAUAAUUAACAAUCUUAAAGCCUCUUCUUUAUUGGUUGCAAGUGAAGAAAAAGGGUGCAUCAAAAUGCACGAUAUUGUUCGCGAUGUUGCUAAAACAAUUGCAGUGGAUAAAUAUUUUGUGAAAGAUGGUGAGGUGAAAGAAUGGCCAAAACAACUAGUUAUGGAUGAAUAUAAUGGUAUUGGCAUCUCUUUGAUGAGAAAUGAAAUCCAAAAGUACCCUGAUGCUUUGCAAUGCCCAAACCUGAAGAUAUUUUUGACGCAUCACUACAAUGUUGAUCAAGUAAUACCAGAAGAGGUAUUUAAGGGAAUGAAAAGGCUCAGAGUUUUAGAUCAAUAUCAUCACUCUUACUCUGGAAAAAGAAGCUUGGGGCCAUCAGUUAGUGAUCUCACAAAUCUCCAGACAUUAAUUCUUGAGGGCCGUGGUAUAACCUAUAUGCCGAUACAGGGCAUUAGCGCACUCGGAGAGCUAAAAUUGCUCCAAGUUGUCAGCUUUACAAAUUGUGAAUUUGAAGAGCCGCUGAAUGCAUUGAGGAAGUUGAAGAACCUGAAGUUGCUGAAUUUGGAAGAUUGUUUUAAUUGUUCAUCUCUUUUCGACUACACAAGGAUAGUCGAUGAAGAUUGCAAUUUUCCGCAAUUAGAAGAACUACAUGUGACUGAGACCAUCUCUUGCAGUGUAGCCGAGCUGAUCAAAUGUCAUCCUCGCUUAAGUGUGUUAAAUUUUUGUAUAGAUGACAUUAGCCGGAUACCUGAGAACUUCGUCUUCCCGCACUUGGAUAGUUUUUCCAUUUAUGUGGACCCCCCGUGGUCAGUUGAUUUUUUAGGUUACUAUUUUGAAAAAACUUUGCAGCUCAAUGGCAGAUAUCGACAGCUCGACAUGACAUGGCCAAACAGGAUUGCGACAUUAUUGCCGGGUGUAACUAUUUUGGAUCUUAUUGGUCAGCAGAGACAGUCUCGCUGUCUUGAAAAAAUUGAGAGUUUCCUAUUGCGGUGA